This is a messenger RNA of Dioscorea cayenensis subsp. rotundata (Guinea yam), 814 nucleotides long. Its product is annotated as mitotic spindle checkpoint protein MAD2. Gene Ontology annotation, biological process: mitotic spindle assembly checkpoint signaling. The record is from RefSeq and is a predicted model, not a curated record. Lineage: Eukaryota; Viridiplantae; Streptophyta; Magnoliopsida; Dioscoreales; Dioscoreaceae. Bases 108 to 734 code for a protein of 208 amino acids. The transcript is spliced from 7 exons. Gene Ontology annotation, cellular component: nucleoplasm; cytoplasm; kinetochore.
ACUGAUACCCAAACUUUCCCCUUCCUUUCUUCUCUCUAUAUUCUCAAUCUCCAUCUCCUUUCUCUUUCCCAAAGAUACACCAAGAAGAGAAGAACACUAAACCAGAGAUGGCCUCAAGAACCGCCACAAAGGACAUCAUCACCUUGAGAGGCUCCGCUGCCAUUGUUAGCGAGUUUUUCGGUUAUGCUGCUAAUAGUAUUCUAUAUAACCGUGGAGUUUACCCGGAAGAGAGUUUUGCAAAGGUGAAGAAGUAUGGGCUGCCAAUGCUUUUGUCACAGGAUGAGGGUGUGAAGUCCUUCAUCUCAAGUCUCACUUCUCAACUCUCUGAAUGGUUGGAGGCAGGGAAGUUGCAAAGGGUUGUGCUUGUGAUAAUGAGCAAGGCCUCAUCAGAGGUUUUGGAGAGAUGGAACUUCAACAUUGAGACUGAUGGUGAAGUUGUGGAGAAGGGAGUUGCAAGGGAGAAGAGUGAUAAGGAAAUUAUGAGAGAGAUUCAAGCGAUUAUGCGACAAAUUGCUUCUUCGAUCACUUACUUGCCUUGUCUUGAUGAACCAUGUGUGUUUGAUGUGUUGGCUUACACUGAUAAGGAUGUUGCUGUGCCAUUCACUUGGAUUGAAAGUGAUGCAAAAUUGAUCAAGAAUCCACAGAUGGUGAAACUUCAUUCUUUUGAUACCAAGAUACAUAAAGUGGACACACUGGUUUCAUACAAGAAUGAUGAUUGGGAUGAUCAGGAAUGAUUGAUUUUUUGUUUGUUAUUUUGACAAAGGAAUGAUUGAUGUAGUUUGAUCUUAGGAUUUGAUCUAAUUGUGUUUUGGUA